Molecule: messenger RNA, 1391 nt
Organism: Patiria miniata (bat star)
Lineage: Eukaryota; Metazoa; Echinodermata; Asteroidea; Valvatida; Asterinidae
Product: retinol dehydrogenase 8-like
Exons: 5
Coding region: 34-933 (299 amino acids)
Molecular function (GO): oxidoreductase activity
Source: RefSeq, a predicted model, not a curated record
AACAGUUCAUUCUUAAUAACGGCAGUGAACAAAAUGGCACCGACGGUAGUUCUUAUAACUGGCUGUUCAACGGGAAUGGGGCUGACUGAGGCGGUGCACCUUGCCAAUGUGUCCAAACAUGACUUCAAGGUUUACGCUACAGUGAUUGAUUUGGACGGAAAGGGAGACCUGCAAAAGGCUGCCGGUGACUCCCUCGACAAAAAGCUGAUCAUCCGUAAAUUGGAUGUCACCAAAGAAGAUACUAUCAAGGCCGUAGUUGACGAGAUAUUGCGAGUGGACGGCAGGAUCGACGUUGUUGUGAACAAUGCCGGGGUGUUGGGUGAUCAGGCUGGCUUCUUCUUUCACAAUCCACCGAGCUCCGUAGACGGCGUUCUAGAUCUCAUGAACGUGAACUUCUUAGGCGCAGCCCGAGUCAUUCAGGCCGUGUUACCAGCCAUGAAAAAGCAGAGGUCGGGUCGUAUCAUCAACACAUCAAGCGGAGUCGGGGUAGAAGCAACUCCUUUCAUAGAGUUUUAUUCGGCAUCCAAGUUCGCAUUGGAGGGAUUCUCUGAGAGCCUAGCACCUGUCCUUCGCAAAGGUUACAAUAUCAGGGUAAUUAUUUUGGAGCCGUAUUCAGUCUGGACACCUCUUCUGGCGCAAUUCCUUGACCCAUCAUUCAAAGUGGAGUACAUGUGCGGUACCUGGGAGGAGAAGGGCCAAGAAAUGUACAAAGACUACUUUGAGAAGGAUCUGAUGCCCGCCGCGAGGGCCUACCAACAACCAGAGGAGAUUGCCGAGCUCUUGGAGGAAAUCAUCCUGACCGAUGACCCGCAUCUAAGGUAUCAGAGCUGCCCGGUCUUGAAGGCGACUAUCGCGGCUAAGAUGACAGAUCCAACAGGUGAUUCAGUCUUCAAGCUAUACAAGUCCCUCCGCGAUCCGGUAGACAGUAACUAAUGCGAUCUUUAUCUAAUCCGCCUUAAGGCGUUGUCAGCUGUAGUGUAAGUGCAGAGCGGCCUGAUAUUUCAGCCUUAGCAAGGUCUUCAAUAGAGGCAAAUGUCAGAGGAAUAAGAAACAAACAUGUAGGGGACACACAAGCAUGCAGGGUUGGGAGGGGAAACACAAAGGAAAUAUUAGGGGGGGGUUGAUCUUUACUUAAUCCGCCUAAAGGCGUGGUCAGCUGUCUUUGAACUUUACCUUUUAACCAGUCACAGUUAAACAAGCAACAAUCUGAACCGUUUUCUCCUAAGCACUUGGAAAAUGCCCAGAAUACAGUUCCUUGAAGUCAGCGAAGGGUUGAAAUCAAUGUUAAAAUCCGAAUCUCCCAAAAAUAAAAUUUCCAGCAGUUCGCGUUGUAAUUCUCAGUCAAUCAUCAUGAUGUAAUUGAUUUAACAAAAAACAAAAUGUGUACCUUU